AUGACCACCUCCCUGCGCAAGAAACAUGACAUGAUCAAGCUCAAGAUCGCCAAACGGAACGCUGCGCAGCUCCAGGCCCAGCUUGGAGCCCAACUCAAUUCCCAGCUCUUGCCCAAAAUUGAACUCCGGAAUCUUGAAAACGAGGACCUUCUCCGGACUUGCAGUGCUCUAAAACUGCAGAUCUUCGAGGGACAUGUGGAUGAGUUCAUCCAUUACUUGCCGGGCCAGGAUGAGGGGCUGUUGGUGGGGCUGAUAAGUCUGAAGGAGUACCAGGAGCAUUGCAACCGAGUUUCAGGCUCAGCCUGUUGGGGUGGCCAGCUUGAAAUUCUCGUGCUCUGGAAGGUGCUGAAAGUGGCUAUCCAUGUUUUCCAAGUGUUCCCUCCUUCCAUCAAAGUAUCUCAAAAGUUCCUCAAACCCCGGGAUAGCAAGGCCCUCACAAUCUCACCCCACCAUAAAUUGUGUGGCCUUUGA
Messenger RNA from Puccinia triticina, 471 nucleotides. RefSeq lists its product as uncharacterized. Bases 1 to 471 code for a protein of 156 amino acids. Lineage: Eukaryota; Fungi; Basidiomycota; Pucciniomycetes; Pucciniales; Pucciniaceae. The record is from RefSeq and is a predicted model, not a curated record. The transcript has 3 exons.